UCGCGAUCGCCAGUUCAUUAAAAUUGUUUGUGAUAGCAGGAUCGGUUUUUUGUUUUAUUCUAUUUAAAAGUGAAUAAUAAAAAAAAUAAAAUAAUUAUAAAAUAUGAAAUUAUAAAAUACUAUAAUACAUAAAAAAAAUUUUAAAAAUAGAAAAAUAAUAAUAAUAUAAGCUUAAAAUAAAAUUAUACAUUGAAAAUUUCUUCAUUAUAGAAUUAUGCUAUAAUAAUGUUAUAUGAAUAAUAAUAAUAACAACAACAAUAAUAACACGGAAAUAAAAUUUAUGUGAAAUUUUUAUGUUAAAAGUUUUUUGAUUAAAAAUUAUAUUUUGGUGCUAAUUUUUUCCUUUUUUGAUUUUUUAUUAUAAUUUUAAACAUAUGUUUUUUAAAGUAAAUUAUUAAUAAAUGAAAAAAUCGCUAAAUUUAUUAGCAAAAACAGUGAGUGUCUAUAAAUACAGUAAUAGAGUUCCAGUAAAAGAACCCAUUAUGAAAGAAUUUUAAUUGAAAACUCAUAAAGUUGCAAAAAAAUUCUUCUAUACCAUAUCAAAACGUAGUUGUGGAGAGAAUCCUAUAUAUACAUAUACAUAAGAAUAUUUUUGAUUUACUGCCAAAUAUCCUUGUAAUUUUAAAAUUCAAUUUUUUUCAUAUCAAAAGAACGUAAUAAAUUGGACAUAUCACGAAUCAAAUACAUUAGAAACCAAAAAAAAAACAACAACUAGAACAAAAAAGAGGAAAAUUUAAUAGAAAUUUAAAAAAAAAGGAAGAGAUAAAGAAAAACAAAAAAAAAAACUCAACCCAAUGUACAAAAUUCAAUAUCAUCAAGGACGAAGUAUUUUUCUUUUAAUUAUUUUUUAUUUUUUAUUUGGAUAUAUUCCAAAAAAUAACGGUAACAAUAAUAAAAGUAGCAACAUCAGCAAUAAAAUCAACAUCAACAACAACAGCAGCAACAACAGUAGCAUUUCAAUAAUAAUUAUAUAGCAGUUAAAGGAAAUAUUCAUUCAACCAUCUCAAUAUAUAUACGCGCAUAUAUGUAUGUAUAAUAUAUGUGUAUGCAUGUACAUUGUGUGUAGAUUUAAGGAGCAUAUUUAAGAAUUUAAUGAAACUUAUUAUCGUGCUCUUACACACUAAUUCAUUAUUUCUUUUUAUACACAUAAAAAAUAUUAAACACUUUAAUUUACUAAAAUUAGAGUGAAACAAUAUCAAGGACUUCCAUUGUCGCAAAAGCAAUCAUCUAUAUAUAAAGCAAAAAAAAAAUUAAAUAACCAUUAAAAUAAAGUAUCACAAUAAUAAAAAGACAAAUUUUAUACAGUCGCACUUUAACUUCAAAUUCAAAUUAUUUAUAUCAAUAAUAAGAAACUAUAUACAUACACAUACACCCAUAAUAUAAUAGAAAUUAAAAUAAUAAGGAAUAUUAUUAUCCUCGUACACAUUUUCGUUUUAAUUUUAUAAUCAACUUAAUUAAAAUAUUAAAAAACAAGAAUCCUAUCUAUAUCCUAAUUAAAAUUUAUAUAUUUACAAUUCAAUAUUCGCAUAUAGAACACAAAAUAUUUUAUUACUAAAGUUGUAUAAUAUUUAUUAUACACCUAUAUACCACAUAAUAUUACAAUACAUAAGAAAUUUAUAAAAAUUAUAAAAGGAUAAUAAGAAAAAAAGAACAAAAACGGAAUCAUAAUGACACACGGAGCACCAGCAGGAUCUCGUCGUAAAAAUAAUACAAAUAAUGGAGUUAAUGGUGAUAUUGUUGCAUACAAUAAUGAUGAUGAUAAUGAUUAUGAUCAAUUACCUACACCACCAGAUGGUGGUUGGGGUUGGGUUGUUGCUUUUGCUUCAUUUAUGAUACACAUUGUCACUGACGGCAUUACAUAUUCCUUUGGUAUGUUUUAUGUUGAAUUUCUUUUAUAUUUUAAUGAAGGCAAAGGAUAUACGUCAUUGAUUCUAUCAAUACUUGUGGGUGUUACAUUGUGUUCAGGACCAAUAUCUUCGUCAUUUGUUAAUCGUUAUGGAUGUCGUGCUGUUACAAUUGCUGGUGCAAUUUUAGCAUCAAUAUGUAUGAUUAUAAGUAUGUUUGCAAAAAAUGUAUUAACAUUAAUAUUUACAAUUGGUAUUGGUACUGGUCUUGGAUUUGGUUUAAUAUAUUUACCAGCAAUUGUUAGUGUUACAACAUAUUUUGAAAAAUAUCGUUCUUUAGCAACUGGUAUUGCUGUUUGUGGUUCUGGACUUGGUACAUUUAUUUUUGCACCAUUAUCAGAAAAUUUAAUAAAUAAUUAUGGUUGGCGUGGUGCAUGUCUUAUAUUAGCUGGUAUUGUUCUUAAUUGUAUUAUAUUUGGUGCUAUGUUUCGUCCAUUAGAAUCACCAAAACCUCCGUCACAAAGGCAAAUACCAUUGCAGCAACAACAAGAACAACAACAUUCCAGUAAUAAUUAUGUAGCGGAAUUACAACCGUUACAAAAAAAAUAUUCAAAUACAAAUAAUUUAGAGAUACAAAAAAAAAGUGAUUCACCAAUUACAAGAGCUCAUAGUAUUGGUUAUGAUUUAGCAACUAAUGGAAACUAUACAUCUGCUAAUAACAGUAAUGGUAAAAUAUCUAAUAAAUCACCGCCUGCCAGCCACAAUAUAAUGCGUGCUACUGUUAGUCAACCGCAUAUUCAUUUAGAUAAUAAUGAGAGUUAUUAUAGAGAAAGAAAAACUCAAAGAGCCGGUAGUGGUUACAUGUAUCGUCCAGAUAUUUUAUAUCAGGGUUCCCUAAUGAAUAUUGCUGAGUACCGUAAAUCCAAAGCAGAUCUAUCAACAAAAGGUGAAUUGACACAUUAUGGAUCCUUGCGAAGAUCAAAACCUGCCAUUUUGGCUGAUGAAGAGAAAGUUGAGCAUUUACUUGGCUGUGCAGCUUGUUCACAAGAAACGCGUGAUACAUUCAAAGAAAUGAUGGAUUUUUCAUUAUUUCGAGAUAUAAUUUUUAUACUUUUUGUUUUAUCAAAUUUUUGUACAAGCAUCGGUUUCAAUAUACCCUAUGUUUAUUUAGCAGCACAAGCUGAAUUCUUAAAUUUAUCAUCAGAACAAGGAAGUUAUUUAAUAUCAAUUAUUGGAAUUGCUAAUACAGUUGGAAGGAUAAUAUUAGGUUAUAUAUCGGAUAAACCAUGGGUUAAUCGUUUGCUUGUCUAUAAUAUAUGUUUAACAAUAUGUGGUUUAGCUACUACUUUUUCCGUUUUUUGUGUAACAUUUAAUACAUUAGCAUUUUAUGCGUCCGUUUUCGGAUUCACAAUUGGUGCCUAUGUCGGAUUAACAUCCGUAAUAUUAGUUGAUUUAUUAGGACUCGAUAAGUUAACAAAUGCCUUUGGGCUUUUAUUAUUAUUCCAAGGAAUUGCUUCAUUAGUUGGUCCACCAUUUGCUGGUUGGUUAUACGAUAUUACUGAAUCAUAUAAUCCAGGAUUUAUAUUAGCUGGAGGUUUCAUAACUAUAAGUGGUAUAAUGCUUUUCUUAAUUCCUCCAAUUCAAAGGUAUUUAGAUAAAAAAAGAUCAACAAAUCAAAGUCGAAGUCGUUCAAAUAGCACAUCAAGUGGUCGUUUAGCGGUUUCGGCAUCAUAGUACAAUAAUUCAAAUAAAUUUAGAAAUUUUAAUUGUAAAUAUAUAAUGUUUUUGUAAAACAAAUUAAAAUGAAAAAAAAAAACUUAAAAUUAUAUAAUAAAUACUAUCAUUGUAUGUAUAUAAUGUAUGUACUCUUGUAUAAAAGAUGUAUAAAUUUGUUCUAUAAACAAAAAUGUACAUAAUUAUUUUUUGAAACAAAGAAAAUUAGUAGAAAACAAAAUAUCAAAUUUGGAAAAUGUUCACAUAUCCUUCCUAUAUAAAUACAAUGUAUGUAUAUUAUAUGUAUAUAAUCCGAUUAUAUACAUGUAUUAAGUAUAUAAGAAAGUAUAUUAGAAAUAAUUAUGAAUUUGUGUGUACAUAUAUGUACAUAAAUUAUUUGCUAUUUAUAUAUUUAAAAUAGAAAUUUUCAUAAAAAUAUUAUCAAAAUUAUUGAGACCAUUUUCAAAAUACCAAAAAAAUAUGCAUAGCGUGUUCAUAUUUUAAAAUAAAGCCUCCUAAAAAUAUACUAUAAUAAAAAUUAAUAAAUAUUUUGCUCAAAAAUUUUAUACAUAAAUUUUUAAAAUACAUAGCUAGCUACUUACGUAUACAUACAGAUUGUUUGAAGAAUUUCUUUAUAUGUCCCAGUAAAACCCAUAUCGAAUUAAAAAAACUUUUUCUAACACAUAGUUACAUAAGUAAACGCCUUAAACAGUGAUUUUUACAGUAUCAUUUGAUAAUUGAUCAUUUACUCAAUUCAAUUAAACACAGAGGUCUACAGAACCUCCAUAUUAUUUUCAUUAUAUUGCAAAAUAAUCUAAAUUUUUAAUAUAAAUUAAAUUUCAAUGACUUUAAGUAAUUUUCAAUGCUAUUAAUUUUAAACAAAAAUAUUUUCAAUUAUUUUGAGUGACCCAGUCCACAUACACAUUACCUUUACGAUUCUUUAACUAAUGCAAAUAAAAUUCUUAAUAAAAUCCCUAAAAAAAUUCGACGGAAGCUCAAGAGACAUCUGAAAUCUCAUGAACACUUCCAAACAAUCUGUAUUCAAAAAUUAAAAUAUUAUUCGGACAUUUUGUUUUUCAAAACUAUAAUCUAUCUGCGUAAUCAAAAACAAAGCUGUGAAUUUAAAAUUAUAAAUGGAAAAAAUUAAAAAAAAAAAUACAUAAAAACUUUUUACGCUCAAAAACAAAAAAUUUGCUCAAAAUAAAUGUAUUUUUCAUAUGCCAUAGAAUUUUGUAAAAAUAUUAUGAGAUUCGCUUUAAAUAUUGAAUGAUCGCGGGCAAGUUCGCGGUAAAAUCAAAAAGUAAAAUAGAAAUUUAUUUUAAAUUUAUAAAAAUUUUAAAAAUUUCUUUUAAAAUUUUGAAUAAAAACCAUUUUUUCUGUUCUUAUAUUAAAGUUAAUUGAAACAAAGAAAUAAAAGUAAAUUGUAAUGAGAAUUUAAUGUUGAUUUCUUUUUAAUAUAUAAGUAAGAAUUUAAUUUAAGAUUUAUUUUUUAUUAAAAUGUAAAAGAAAGAAGAAAAAAAAUAUAUGAAAAUAUUGAAAACAAAAAUGAAUUUAAUAAAUUAAAAUGAAUAUAAAAUACAAAAUUAA
This is a messenger RNA of Condylostylus longicornis, 5144 nucleotides long. RefSeq names its product monocarboxylate transporter 14 (gene Mct1). NCBI's taxonomy places the organism in Eukaryota, Metazoa, Arthropoda, Insecta, Diptera, Dolichopodidae. Gene Ontology annotation, biological process: transmembrane transport; monocarboxylic acid transport. The record is from RefSeq and is a predicted model, not a curated record. The coding region runs from base 1668 to 3578 and encodes 636 amino acids. Gene Ontology annotation, molecular function: monocarboxylic acid transmembrane transporter activity. The transcript has 10 exons.